Molecule: messenger RNA, 6018 nt
Organism: Chionomys nivalis (European snow vole)
Lineage: Eukaryota; Metazoa; Chordata; Mammalia; Rodentia; Cricetidae
Gene: Irgq
Product: immunity related GTPase Q
Exons: 3
Coding region: 263-2026 (587 amino acids)
Molecular function (GO): GTP binding
Source: RefSeq, a predicted model, not a curated record
CGGAUUACAUUGUUCCAGUUCCCAAACAGCCUUAGCUAGGAAGAAAGAGCGUCCCGAGUGCUGAGUGCUGCCAAGAACUUGUCUCCCCGCGGCGGCGUUCCAAGACACACCCGGUCUUGGAAGGAAUGACGUCAAGAUAGAGCCACCCGAAGGCGUCCGAAUGUCUCUGAAUCCGGACGCUCCGACCCCUUCAGCCUCCCUCAGCUCGUCUUAAGGGGCGGGGCUCCCUCUGUUCUCCUGGCGUGUCUACACUUUGCUCGCAAUGCCUCUGCCGCAGGGUGACGUGACUGCCUUAUUCCUGGGGCCUCCGGGCUCGGGAAAGUCCGCGCUGAUCUCCGCGUUAUGUGGCAAGAAUGUGGAAACGGUAGAGAUUCCUGAAGGACGGCCGGAUUCUGGAGUCCCCGUUCUGAGAGCUGCGGCCCCAGGCCUCUUCCUAGGCGAGCUGAGCUGCCCACCCGCAGCUCCAGGACCCUGGGCGGCGGAGGCCAACUUGCUGGUAUUGGUUCUACCAGGAUCUGAGGGGACUGAGGAGCCCUUGACCCCAGCUCUGGGAGAGGCAGCGCGGGCCGCCCUGGCCCGAGGGACCCCGCUGCUGGCUGUACGGAAUCUCCGUCCUGGAGAUUCCCAGAAUGAAGCUCAGGCUCGGGAUCAAACUGCGGACAUGCUGAACAGUGCUGGGUUAGGAGCUGCGCCUCUCUUUGUGCUACCGGCCGAUUGCAGCAGCAGUGACCGCUGCGAAGAGCUGGAGCGCCUGCAGGUGGUGCUGCGGACCCAGGCGGAGGCGCUGCAGAGGCUCCUGCCACCUGCCCAGGAUGGCUUCGAGGUGCUGGGCGCAGCAGAGCUGGAAGCUGUGCGCGAGGCCUUCGAGACCGGUGGCCUAGAGGCGGCACUGUCGUGGGUGCGCGCUGGCCUUGAGCGCCUGGGUAGCGCGCGACUGGACCUGGCGGUGGCCGGCGCUACCAAUGUAGGACUUGUGCUGGACAUGCUACUGGGCCUGGAUCCUGGCGACCCAGGUGCUGCGCCUGCCUCGGAGCCCACUGGACCCACCCCUUAUCCGGCUCCAGAGCGCCCCAACGUGGUGCUCUGGACCGUUCCCUUGGGCCCCACGGCCACAUCCCCUCCCGCCACCCCUCACCCGACCCACUAUGAUGCCCUGAUCCUCGUCACCCCUGGGGCUCCCACCGAAGAGAACUGGGUCCAGGUCCGCUCGUUGGUGUCCCCAGAUGCUCCACUCGUCGGUGUGCGGACGGAUGGCCAGGGCGAGGAUCCACCCGAGGCUCUGGAAGAAGAAAAACCUGAGAAGCUCGAGAAUGCAAGCGGCGGGAAGUCAGGGGAUGCACGCAGCGAAGGAAAAGAAAACACUGGCUCUGGGGACUCAGGGCCCACAGCUGCUCGGAGCCCGGAAGAUGAGCCGUGGGAGGUGCUGGAGGAAGUGCCUCCGCCGGUGUUCCCUCUGCGCCUAGGUGGUCUCCCGGGGCUGGGAACCUGGCUGCAGCGUGCACUGCCUGCGGCUCAGUCCGGGGCGCUUCUGCUGGCGCUGCCACCCUCAAGUCCCCAGGCGGCGCGGAGGAAGGCAGCGGCGCUGCGGGCAGGAGCGUGGAGGCCAGCCUUGCUGGCCAGCCUGGCGGCGGCGGCCGCUCCAGUACCAGGAUUGGGCUGGGCUUGCGACGUGGCGCUUCUCCGGGGACAGCUGGCUGAGUGGCGGCGCUCGCUGGGCCUCGAACCAACGGCAGUGGCACGCCGUGAGCGCGCCCUUGGCUUGGCUCCUGGAGUGCUGGCCGCGCGCACGCGCUUCCCGGGCCCAGUGACACGCGCUGAGGUGGAGGCCAGAUUGGGGUCCUGGGCCGGCGAGGGCACAGCAGGAGGCGCGGCGCUGGGCGCACUCUCCUUCCUUUGGCCCGCGGGUGGUGCAGCAGCGACAGGUGGGCUGGGUUACCGUGCUGCUCACGGUGUACUGCUGCAGGCCCUGGAUGAGAUGCUGGCUGAUGCUGAGGCGGUGCUGGGACCCCCAGAGCCCAACCAGUGAGGAGUGUGGUAGGGGCUGGGGUGUCUGGUGACUUGGUUUCUGGCCCCACAGCCUCUGAGAUUGAGGGGUGGUACUCAGAUCCGGGGACUUGAAGGAGACUGACUUCUCGUUGAAAUCUGCGACAUACAGUCACCUGAUUUCCUGGGUUAUGAAUGGGAGUAGGGUCUGAGCGCCAUUAGUUUGCCUUUCAGACGCUAAUGCAGUGAAGGGAGUUGGGGGCCUGGGCUCCUAGAAAUGGGAGCCUCUUGGCCUCCAGCUGGCACCUGGUCCUAGAUAUGUAAGCCUAGAUUACUGCCUGUGAGUGGACCUAUGGCUGUGGGCCUGGUACUAUAGGGAGUUAGAACCCUUGAAGGGCUGGGUCCCAAUGGGAAACAAAAUGUGUAAGUUGCCCCGGAAAGAACAGGUUUUUGGGACCUUCAUUUCAGGAACCAUGAGAGUCUUAAAUGCUGGUGCUUAAGAAGUGGGACUUCGGUUGUCAAUUCCUGUGUUGUGGGAAACCCUGUAGAGACACCCUGGUCUCAUGGAGAAUGGAGGUUCGUCCGCCAUUUGAUCUCGGAGGCUUUUAUGUAGAGAAGGUUGUCGCACAAAAUUGAAGGGAAGGAACCAGAGGUCCAGGCAUGGUGGUCUCCUGAUGGACAGAGUCCGGGAAUGGGGUCUUUUCGUUAUGGAAGAGUAGAAACCCACACUUGAGAAAGGCCUCCCCGUGCUAUACUGGGAAAGGAUGUGACUACCCCCACUUUAGAGGUACUGGGUGAUCCAGGGUCUCUGGCAUGUGUGUUCCUGUUCCGCUUUACUCUAUCACUGGUUUCUUCUGUCAUAACGGCCUUAACUAUUGGGCCUUGGAGUGCUUCGCUCUUGCUGUUUUGGAAAGGCAGGGGGUCCUGCUGCAGCAGUCUAGACUUCUCUGGGAAGGUACCAGGAGUGAGGCAGAGGCAGAAACCACAGUGCUGUCAGCUUUGUGUAGGUGGGAAGUGCCACCGUAUGGUUCUUCAGUGUCAAAAACAGAAAGGGAGGACUGGGUAGAUGGGACCGCCAGGCUCAGAGAUGCAGGCCAGAGGCUCACUGACACAGCAAGGCACUGCGUGACCUGGCCCGCGCCUCUUCUCAUUCCCUACUCAUCUUUUUUUGGGACUGGGUCCUUAUCCAUCAGAUCUCCCUGAAAUGGCUCCUUUAGAAGCUUUCUGAUCACCCCCAAGUAGCUUACACUGACCCUGGCCAUGUGAUCAUUCCUGUGUCAAUAAUGGCUUUAUUUAUUUGUUCAUUCUUUCAUUCACCUGGUUGUUGGCUCUUGCCCGUGUCUGUCCUUUUCUUGGGUGUACCCUAGCACCUAGAGCAGUGCCUGACACACGGUAGGUGCCUAGUGUUUUUAGUAUUUUAGUUUAUUGAUCAUUGGCAUGUGGCCUGGAAUUCAGGUGGUCAAUAUCUUGUUACAGAAAGGGACAAGCUAGGGAGAAGCGAGCACCUAGUGAGAGAGUAACAGGGAUAGGAACGGCUUGGUCAUUUUCAUCACUUGAAUGAGUGUCGUAUAUCUGCCAAAUGAAAGCAUUAGAACCAUGAGAGCUUCUGAGGGCUGCGUAGUCGGGUACCACCCCCAUCUAACCUUGAACUCUCACCAGUGACACAAUUUGCCCCCACACGAGUCGAGGGGGCACCUGAUAUGGAGGCGCAUGCAUGCAACCCCAGCACUUGGUGGAGAUAGGAGAACUAGAGGUUUAAUGCCAUCUUCAGUGACAAUGGAGAGCCGCAGGCCCAUCUGAGCUAUGUGUUCCAUCUCACUAUUUAGUCUAGACUGACCUUGAACUGAGCCCCAGCACCUGGCUCCAUUUUAAAGCUCUUAUUGAGAUACCUGGCAUUCUUCUCACUGAGAGCCUACAUGUCCCUUACACCUGAGCACACCUCAGCUCAUAUGACACACCUGUUUGGAAAUACUUGAAUUCCUAGGUGGAGAACCCAAUUCACAUACCCACGUUGCCUCAGUUAGGUUUCAUAGGUUCCCCCGAAGCUGGGGUUUGAAUCCAGUGCCUCACAUAUUCAAGGCAAACACUUUAUUCUGGAACUGUGUCCCUAGCCCUUCAUGGGGGAUGGGGGUUCUGGAAAGGGGCGCUAACACUGCCAUGCCCCCAGCUCCUCACUAUGGACUCUAGGCAGGGGCUCUACCACUAAGCUACAUCCUCAGCUUAGUGGUAGAGCCCCUUUGAUUUUGAGACGAGGUCUCACUCAGUUUCCUGGACUGACCUUGAAUUUGGGAAUUUCCUCUCUCAGCCUCCUGAGUAACUGAAAUCGCAGGCCUGCACCACCUCCUGGCUUCAUAGUUUUUCCAAACCUGUGAUGUGUUGGUGAAUCAAAUACAAAUAAAAUUUGAGAUUGCCUUUUCUCAGUGGCAUUAGUCACUUGUGAUUAGUGGCCACAGUGUGUGACAAUACAGAUAUGAAGUGGCUCUAGGAUUACAGGAGGUCUAUACGCAAGAUCCAGGGGCAGAGGGUCCUACCUAGUUGGGGUAAGAGGAUAUCGGGCAAGUCACCAGCAAAUGGCAUCUAGCAAGCUGUAUUGGUUGCUUUCUUGUUGUGUGACAACAUACCCAAGGAAAGCAACUUAGGAGAGAAAUUAUAUUUAGCUCAGAGUCUAUGGAUACAGGCCACUAUGAUGGGAGUCUUGUCAGCAGGAGGGCGAAGCAGGUGGUCAUAUUGCAGCCCCGUUUGGGAAGCAGAGAGAGAAAUUCUGGAAUUCAGUUCGAUUUCUCCUUUUACUUCAUCCCAGGACCACCGUGUAUUAAAUGCUUCCUCAAACAGUAUGUGGUCUCACCUCAGUUAGCCUAGACACUCCUCCAUAGCCACAUCCAGACAGUGACUGUAGGUUGUAAGCCAACAGUGUUAGCUACCACUGCAGGUAGCUGAGAAUUUGCUGUGUAUAUGCAUGCGUGUGUCCAAGCAUGCCCGCUGGCAUGUGAGCGCGCUCGAACACAUACCCAGCUCCAGUGUACUGCUGCUGCUCCUCAAAGACCUUGAACAUAGAUGUUAGUCUCUAUUGCCUGGGCCUACUUCCCUGAGAACAGUAAGGCAGCCAACCUGGCGCCUUCUAUGAUUCCGAUGAAGUGCCCUGCUCUCGCCAACACUCUGCUCUUUUGUUUUAUUUAUUUUUUGGUAUUUUGACAUAGUGUAGGCUUGCCUUGAACUCAGCAUGUAGCUGGCAAUGGCCUUGGAAUCCUGGUCUCCAGCUCUGACCGUGCCUCACCUUGGUGCCUCCUGGCAUCCCUGCUCUGGGCUUUGCUGCUGCUCCUUCUCUCCUCCAGGCAGCAGGUCAAUGCUGGACACAUCAGAAGAAAGCAGCAUGUGUAGCCCUUGCGUGUGCUGGUCAGCGCUGUUGUGUUGUGGCCUGUGUUACUUGAGGGUCCAGGCUGUCUCAGACGCUUGAGUCCAGGUGUCAUCCUGUCCCUUCUCCCAUCCUGGGUUGCAGGCAGGAAUGGCCGCCUUCUAUAAACUAGGUCUUCCCCCUCCGAGGUAGGAUGAUGUCUUACUCUAUAGCUGCCUGGCUUCAAACUUGUGCAGCAGCCUCUGAAGUUCUGGUGUUAGGGGGGUAAGCGACUACAUAUGGUGCCUACCUCUUUGGGUAGGAUUUUAGGCUUUUUUGGGGUGUAAGUAAAGCUGAGAGUGAGCUGCCUGUCUCAAUAGAAAAGACUCCUCUUCCUUGUGGACAAGCCACUGGUUGCCAGCAGGGUGAUCCCAUGAGGCUCCUGGGGUCUGGAAGAGCCUGAAUGCAGGGAUUCUGGGAAAUGUCAGCCCUCCAGGCUGGAAUUGCAAUGGUACAGUGAACCUUGGCUUUGGCCCUGUCAGAAGAGCAGGUUCCCAAAGUCGGAGAGCAGAUGAGACGCCUCCUUAGCUUAGGGGAGAGCCCUACACUUCUGGCGCAUGAAGGAGCUGUCUAUUGGAAUAGGGGACAAAUCCAACAGUCUGGUCAACCUGUGGUGUGUUUUGGAAAAACGAAUAAAAGAGUAG